Molecule: messenger RNA, 396 nt
Organism: Durio zibethinus
Lineage: Eukaryota; Viridiplantae; Streptophyta; Magnoliopsida; Malvales; Malvaceae
Product: putative L-type lectin-domain containing receptor kinase S.7
Biological process (GO): protein phosphorylation
Molecular function (GO): protein kinase activity; ATP binding
Source: RefSeq, a predicted model, not a curated record
AUGGCAUUUCAAGUUAUCUUGGCUAAAGUUAACAGGAAUGGUGAUAGAGUAAGUUCAAUCCAUAGCUCAUAUAUUGGACUAAAAUCCAAAUAUCAUCACAAAGACAUAAAGACUAGUAAUAUACUGCUAGAUGGGAACUUUAAUCCAAGACUUGGUGAUUUUGGAUUGGCGAGGCUCAUGGAUCAUGACAAAAAUCCGGUUUCAACACUUAGUGCAGGAACUGUGGGCUACCUCGCUCCUGAGUAUCUUCAGCAGGGGAAUGCAACUAAGAAAACGAUUCGGAGGCCAACUGAGAGGGAACUAAACAUACAGAAAAUGGUGAAUUUGGUUGACUGGUUAUGGGGAUUUUAUCGUGAGGGAAGGAACCUUGAAGCUGCUGACAAAAGGUUGAAUUAA